Messenger RNA from Coregonus sp. 'balchen', 5023 nucleotides. NCBI's taxonomy places the organism in Eukaryota, Metazoa, Chordata, Actinopteri, Salmoniformes, Salmonidae. The record is from the annotation of a GenBank genome assembly.
AUAAUAACAACGAUAAUAAUAAUAAUAAUAACACGUGUCAUGUCUUGUGCCUUCCCUCUCCCCUCUUGCAGUACAAGUCAAUAAUGCUUUAUUAGCACUAAAUAUUACCAAAAAAGACUACUCAAGAGUUUCACUGGGUAACCCAGAUCCCAACAAACCUAGUCACCUCAAUGACUACAUCUGUCUUUCUUUCUGCUCUGGUCAUGGUCAGUUAGCUAUUUUCUUCCCUCCCCUGCUCCCUCCCUCCCUCUCGCAGUCUGUAUUACUAAGAGCUUCCAUGUCGUUCCUCUCUCAGACAAACCUCCCUCUAGUAUCAUCCGAUCUCCUCCCUCCUUCUUUCCCUCUUUAUCUUGGUUGUAAGGAUGUUACUCUGGCAACUCCUCAGUUUGGUGGGCUCCCUCAUGCUCUGCAAAGGUAAGACUCAUAUUUCCAUGACCAAAGUGUGUGUGUGUGUGUGCAUGGGUGGGUGUUGAGCUAGUUAUGUGAGGUCUGCCUGUUCUGACCCCUUCACCCCUCUAUCCCCCCUAAUCCAGGACACAGUUUACAGAGAGAGAUAGAAAAAGAGAGAAAUGUGUUGUUUUCUGUCUCACAUCUGUUAGCACAGUGUUUCUCAAACCUCUCCUCGGGGACCUCCAGCUGUUCCAUGUAUUUAAUCUAUUCUAGAUCUAGCAUACCUGAUUCAACUUGUCAACUAAUCAUCAAGCCCUUGAAUAGGUGAAUCAGGUGAGCUAGUUCAGAGCUGAAAAAUAAAAAAUAAAACGCUGCAUACUGCUGCUGAUGCUCCCAGGUGAUUUUAUUAUAAGAACGUUUCGACCCUUAGGUCUUCAUCAGGCAUCCAUAUCCCAGUUGGGGGUGGAAGGUCCUAUAUAUUAGGGGCAGUACUCAGUGACAUCACUUCCUGAAACAGGAGGUACAAAUAUAUAACAGCUUCACAAUAUCGACAUUCAAUAUUUCAAAAUAUAUGACCAUACACAAGGAAUGUGAUCAAUAUUUACAGUUUUUUUUAUAUAUAUAGAUAUAAUAUUCAACUUGGGUAAAAAAGCACACAAUAAUUUGGACAUUUUGAAACUAUAAAAAUGGUUUUAAGUCGAACUCCUCGUUAAGGCCAAGAGGAGACAGUGUGUUGAGCCUGUGGAUCCAGAAAGAUUCCCUUUGAAGAAGUUUCCUCUCAAUGUCCCCUCCCCUGCGUGACAUCUUGACAAUUUCUAUUCCAAUGCAUCUCAGAGAACUAAUAGGAUGUCCAGCUUGUACAAAAUGAACAGCAACCGGGUUUUUUGUCUCACCGGUCUGUAUAUUGCGGCAGUGGUCACUGAUCCGGGUCUUAAGGCUUGUACGGCUUUUCCCUAUGUAAGACAGACCCCAGGGACAUUUCAACAUGUAAACAACAUUGGUGGACAUGCAGAUAAUCAGGCCUUUGAUCUUAAAUCUUUGUCCUGUGCAGGGGUGGGUAAAUGAGUCACAUUUCUAUGUGAAACUGCUGAUUAGUUCAGAGCUACAGCAAAUUGUUAAAACGUCUGGGUGUCCCUGAGGAGAGUUUUGAGAACCACUGUGUGUUAGCAGACUCAAGGUUUCAGACAUCUUUCUACACUCCCUCCAGAACAGACUCAAAUAACUGCCAUGUAUGUUCUUUCUCUUCCCCAAAUAUCCUUGAGUGGAGGAAUUAUAGUGUGUGGUGUGUGUGCAUGGGCGUAAGUGUGUGUGCACGUGUGUGUGUGUGUGACCACAGACAGAGAAAGGGGCCAGGGAGAGCUCAGAGAGGUAAAACUUCCCCAUCUGCCUCGGGACAGUUCUGUCUAUGGGACAGUUAGUGCUGCUUGCUUUGUGUGCCAAUGGAGUGAGCCCUGUGUGUGUGUGUGUGUGUGUGUGUGUGUGUGUGUUCACGGGUCAUGAAUUAAUGACAGAGAGGACAGGAAGAUUGUUGAGAAAGGGGAUUGGGGGCACAGAGGAAGAUAGAGAGAUGUCACAGGAUGAGCUGCUUUUUUAUAGCAGCAUGAUCCAAUUGAGAGCAGCAGCAGAGGACAAGCUGCUAUUAGAGAGCAUGGAUCACCGCUAAAGCCGCUAGCAUGACACUGGGCGCUAGCCUACAUGCUAACACUAAUAACUGAUGUUGUUUAAACGUUAACAAGCUACAUGCUAAUGCUACCGAAUCAUGACACUCAAUGCUACAUGCUAAAACUCAUAAUGCAGUCUUGUGGCUAAUUCUACAUGGUAAAAGGUUAAAGCCCCUAGCGCCAUACAGUCAAAGCCUGGCUGCAGCCAAGGAGGGACACUACAGUAUCACAUAGCAAAAUAAUCCACAGAGGAGGAUCAUUUUCCAGAGCAAGGUUCAGACAGGCACCUUUAACCUUUCACCUGUGGCAAAGAACAGUGGCUAGGGGAGGGGGAGAAAGUGAGACAGAAUGGUAGGGGUGAAUGUGUGUUCUAUUAUAAGAACAAUGUAAACAGGCCAGAGUUCGAGAAGCACUGGCCUAUCUUUAUAAAUAGAAAUCUUCGGUAUUCACUCUGUCUCCAUUCACCAGCUGUCUGCUCAUGUUUAAAUGCAUAAGGAAAGAAGAAGAAUACGUUGGGGUUCAUCAGAGAAUGACCUGGCCCUGACCUAGCAGGGUAUCAAUGAAUACACUUACACAUCCUCCCCUUCUCUCCCCAGGCCAGGAGAGUGGUGUAGUUGAGCUGUGUGAUGACUUUACAGACCUGGACUUCCAUGAGUGCUUCCUCGGGACCACCCUGAACGUCAAGCUGCUGCUCUACGCCAAGUAGGUUAGAGUGUGUGUGUGUGAAUAUGAAUGUGUGUGACUGCGGUUGGGUAAAAAGUAAAAUGACAUUUUCUAAAUAAAGUAUUCUCCUUCUCCGUUUCCUUUCCCUCCUCCUUCCACCAGGUCUAACCUGCGCUGUGGCAGAGAGGUGAACCAUCACCACCUGUCCUCCCAGCCACUCUUCAACUUCUCCCUGCCCACGGCCUUCGUCAUUCACGGCUACCGGCCCACCGGGGCCCCUCCGGUCUGGGUGGACCAUAUCGUCCAGCUGCUGUCUGAGCAGGAGGACAUGAACAUCCUGGUGGUGGACUGGAACAGAGGAGCUGCUAACCUUAACUACUUCACUGCUGUGGCCAACACACGACAGGCUGCCAACAACCUCACCAGCUUCAUACUCAACAUGCAGGUGUGUGAGCGGGAUAUUGCUAGUUUUCUGUGAAUCUAUAAUCAGUUGUUCUAUGAGUCUUGUGUCAAUGUUGCUAAUUGUUCACUGUGUGUGUGUAGGCGGAGGGAGCGCCUCUGAGUUCGAUCCACCUGAUUGGGGUGAGUCUAGGAGCUCACCUAGCUGGGUUCGUAGGAGCAAACCUGAAGGGCAAGAUCGGCCGCAUUACAGGUGUGACAGAGACUGUCUGUGACUGAAAAGCUACUAUUUGAUUGAUGGAUUAUUUAAAUGAUUACUUAAUUGAUUAAUUAAUGGUUUAAUUAAUUGAUGUAUUAAUUAAUGUAUUCAUUGUUUCAAUAAUAUUCAUUGUUGUCCAGGUCUGGACCCAGCAGGGCCCAUGUUCACUGGAGCGACUGCUGAGGAGAGACUAGAUCCUUCAGAUGCCAUGUUUGUAGAUGUACUACACACUGACAUGAACUGUAAGUACUGACAUGCUGUGUGUGUUUGUGUGUGUGUGUGUGGCAAGGGAUUCUCUAGAUGUUUGUUUUUGUGAUAAGAACAUUUUGAAUUUCAUGUUGUCCUGUAUUAUCUGUAAUUUUUUCACAUAGCGUUUGGUCUCAGAGGUCAACAUGGCCAUAUUGACUACUAUGCCAACGGAGGAUCUGAUCAGCCAGGCUGCCCCAAGACCAUCUUCUCAGGUGAGACUAACACACACACACACACACAAUAACUCAUGUAAUAACUCACAGCUUCUCUCUUUCGUAGGGAAGUCAUAUUUCGUGUGUGACCACCAGCGCUCUGUGUUCCUGUACCUGUGUGCUCUCAACCGGACCUGCAGCCUCACAGCAUACCCCUGCUCCUCGUACAGCGACUUCCUGGAUGGGCAGUGUCUGCAGUGUGAAGCCUUUAAGCCCGCCCCUUGUCCCAUGCUAGGUGUGAGGACAGACUUCCCACUGGUCAACCCAGAAUCUCCCUCAAUCUAUAAACAAGGGAAAAUAUGCUUGUCAUCAAAUCCUCUAUUAAGUAGUUUGAUUGCCAUACCAAUCCAUGGUUACCCCCCAGGUUAUGACAUCAGCAGGUGGAGGGAUACUCUGUUGCGAUUGGGACAGACCAAGGCCUACUUCACCACCACUGCCACGUUGCCUUAUAAAAGUAAGUCCCACACCCCUAAUUAUCAAUCAGUGAUUAACAUACAUAAUGCUUCUAUAGCAGUGAUUUCUCAAAUAUGAAUUGUGUGUGUCCUGUGUGUGUGUGUGUGUGUGUGUGUGUGUGUGUGUGUGUGUGUGUGUGUGUGUGUGUGUGUGUGUGUAGAGACCAGCUACAGGGUGGACAUGGUGACAUGGAACCAUUACCUGCGCUGGGGUGUCGUCAUCCUCAGACUACACAGUGGCAGGAACUUCACUGAGGCACGCAUAGACCGGUACGUCUCAAAUACACACACGAACGAACAGAUACACUUGUGACAGUAAGACCUCUAACUCUCUAUCCCACUCACCAUCAGUAAGCUUUUCAGGUUUGAGCAGUUCACCUCCACCCGUCUGUUGGUCCAGUUUGAUGAGGACCUGCAGCCCGUCCAGAAGAUAUCCCUCCGCAUCGCUACUGGCAACAUGAUAGGCCCUCGCUACAAAAUCCGACUACUCCGCAUCCGCCUCACCCCAUUGGAGCAACCCGACAGGUGAGAGACCACCACACACUUUUCCCUUUUUCUGCCUCCUUCCUCCCCCCUCUCUCUCCAACUAUACCUUUCUCUCACCCCUCCAGCCCGCUGAUGUGUCGCUACGACAUCAUCAUGGAGGAGAAUAUUGAGGUGGCGUUCCGUCCGCUGCCCUGCGACCCUCGCCUCUGAGCCGCCACCGGAGGAGGUUCUCCUCACACACACACACACACA